Molecule: messenger RNA, 1464 nt
Organism: Penicillium argentinense
Lineage: Eukaryota; Fungi; Ascomycota; Eurotiomycetes; Eurotiales; Aspergillaceae
Product: putative cyclin-dependent protein kinase complex component
Exons: 2
Coding region: 1-1464 (487 amino acids)
Biological process (GO): regulation of cyclin-dependent protein serine/threonine kinase activity
Cellular component (GO): nucleus; cyclin-dependent protein kinase holoenzyme complex
Molecular function (GO): protein kinase binding; cyclin-dependent protein serine/threonine kinase regulator activity
Source: RefSeq, a predicted model, not a curated record
AUGGACGCCGUGAUCGUCGACCACGUGCCGGAGCAGAUCGAUCGCAAGAUGCUGGGCUUCAACCAGGACGUUUACUCGCGUCCGCAGCUCGAGGGCUCUAGAACGAGCUCCAGCAACACCACCCCCACCUCGACCGCCCCGCCAGCCGUAGGCUCUGCUCGCCUUCCGGCCAGCGACAUCCCCGCCUACAUCAAUUCCCAGACCCCCUCGCAUUCCUCGCACACCCCCGACGCUCCUCGCCCGCCGUCCAUGACCUCCUCCUCUCACUAUGGGAUCCCACCCGACCAUCCUGUCUACUCCCACCGACCAACGCCACAGCAGCCGCCAUCCGGCCAUGCCGCGGCCGACCCGACAAGUAUGACCGGCCCUGCGCCCUCCGCUCAAGCAUCGCCCGAGUCGCCGCGUUUGCAACCGACCUACCGAUCGAUGCAAUCCGUCCCCGGCUCAGAAGUCAACUCGCCCAGCCGCAUCCGAGUCCAAAGCCUGUCGCACAUCCAGAGCCUGGCCAGUGAAGACUUCCUCGCUCACUCCAGGUCGCAUAUCCCAGGCCAUGGAGCACAUCCGCGCAAAUUCGAGAUCAGCUCGAUGCCCGUCACUGAUAUCAUUGAGAUGGUCGCCGGUCUCCUCACCAAGAUCACCACUACCAAUGACAAACACCACGAGGACAUCCAUCGCCACAUCCCGCCACCCGACGGUACCAGCAAUCUGAGUCCACAAGCUACCAGCGUCCUCGCGUUCCACGGCAAGAAUGUGCCGAGUAUCUCCAUCCUCAGUUACCUGACCCGCAUCCACAAGUACUGCCCGACCACCUACGAGGUGUUUCUGAGCCUGCUGGUCUAUUUCGACCGUAUGACCGAGCUAGUCAACCGCGGCCAGUCACAAAGUCACUGGGAUCCAGCCUCGAUCGAGCCCUCUGAGGCCUCAGCGAGGCAACAUCAGAGCAAGGAAUCAUCUAUCGUAACCCCGCCGUCCUCGACGCGCAUCACCGCGCAGGACCCCAAGAGUCCAAACUCCUCCAUCUCACCGGGCCUCUACCCGCAAGGCGAAGAAGAGGCCCUCUCCCAUUUCUUUGUCGUCGAUAGCUUUAAUAUCCACCGACUGGUCAUCGCGGGCGUGACCUGCGCGAGUAAAUUCUUCUCAGAUGUGUUCUACACCAAUUCCCGAUAUGCAAAGGUCGGCGGCCUCCCACUAGUCGAGCUAAACCACCUCGAACUACAAUUCCUCCUCCUGAACGACUUCCGCCUCGCCGUCCCCGUCGAAGAACUCGAAGCCUACGGCACAAUGCUCGUAGAGUUCUAUGCGCGCGAAAUCGUCGCGCAACAACAGCAAGAACGCGCGAUGGCCGUGCCGAGGUCUGUCCACCCCUCUUCGGCUUCCUCCCAUCCAGAAGGCAUGUACAUGCGCUCUGCACGCGACAAACGGCGAGAAGAUCCGGGUCUCGGUCAAACACCCACUCCGCCAUAG